AUGUUCCUCCCAAGGGUCGCUCGCGGGCUCUUGCGAACCACAUACAGAUACACAAUGCUAUCCUCCAAGGACGUUGUGGAGGUGACCGAGCCCAUUUCUCGUCAGGCUGACGAUGACCGCGAGCAAGAUACUCCGCGGGACAAUGGUGUUUGGAGUCGGGAUCGGUUCUGCGGUGCUCUCGCCUACAAUUUCGUAGGCUUCGUCCUCCCGGCUCUCUACAACACCCUUUCAAAACUAUGGGUGGCCAACAUCGACUCUUCCAUGGUCGUCACGGUCGACUCGUAUACCUAUAUUGGCGUUGUGGCCGAGGUCAUCAAUGAGGGUCUUCCCAGGGCUGCAUGGGUCAUCAUCGGCGACAAAUCCUCGCGCUCCCUCUCAUCCCGCAUCGGACUCACACAGACCCUGGUACUGUUCCAGAGCAUCAUGGGUCUGCUUGUGAGCAUUGUCAUUCUCGGGGCUGCCAAACAAUUUGCUGCUGGGUUUGUCCCAGCGAAGGUUCGCAGCGCCAGCUUGACCUACGUCCGCAUUAGCUCAUUCUCCGUCUUCAGCGCCGCGGUGGAAGUGGCCGUCACCAAUGCAGCCAGGGCACUUGAUCAUCCUGACGUACCUUUCCUCAUCAGCGCGACGCGCUUUGCCAUCAACAUCGUCUUGGACUUACUGAUCAUCUCCCGCUUUCACGUGGGUUCGUCCAAGCCCACCGUCAACGCGCAAGCUGCCAUUCGGCUCGGAUGUGACUUUGCCGCUGCAUUUGCCGGUCUAGCAUAUUUCGCUAUCAUCGUCUUCAGACUCCACAGAAGCCAUAGCGACCUCCAGAAUGCUCCGGUGCCACGCCCAAGUUUGAGAGCAUUAAAAGUGCUUUUGAGACCCGGGAUCUUGACAUUUGCCGAAUCUGCAGUGAGGAACACAUUCUAUCUCUGGCUCGUGAGCAACAUCGUGUCCAUGGGCGCGGACUAUGCGACCGCAUGGGGCAUCUUCAACACCAUUCGCUGGGGCCUUGUUAUGGUUCCGGUCCAAACACUGGAGGCCACCUCGAACGUAUUCACUGGACACAAAUGGGGUCAAUGGAGGAAAGAGGUUGGUACGGAACUUCAGAAAGCCAAGGCAAGCUGGAAGCAGCUCCGAGACAUGGCCACUCCCGCUCUUACCGCAGCCGCAAUCGCGCUCGCCGUCGAGGUGCCUCUCUGCAUCUUCCUCUCCUUGUUCGGAUGCAAGCCGUUUGCAUACUAUCUCUCCGACUCGGACAGCGUGGCGUCAAUCACAGCCCACAUGUGGCGCACCAUCGACUGGUGCUACAUUUUCUACGCGCUUUGCACCGAGCUGGCAACAAUCCUUUUGUCCACGGUGCCGAGAUGGUACCUGUAUCAAUCGCUGGUGGCGAAUUUGUUCUAUGUCCUGCCUUGGGCGAUUGUAUGUCAGACGGCACACCUCAGCUCUUCCGACGCCUGGAGCUACCAUGCCUUUGUGUUUGGAGGGAGCCUGGUUUUCAGCUCCUUCGACGUGCUGUUGUUUGUGAUGCUCUGGGCGUGGAAGUUGAGUCGGGGCACGCUCAACUUUGACAAGGUGAGAUUUGUGUGA
Cladophialophora immunda is the source of this 1575-nucleotide messenger RNA. RefSeq lists its product as uncharacterized. Lineage: Eukaryota; Fungi; Ascomycota; Eurotiomycetes; Chaetothyriales; Herpotrichiellaceae. The coding region runs from base 1 to 1575 and encodes 524 amino acids. The record is from RefSeq and is a predicted model, not a curated record. The transcript has 3 exons.